This is a messenger RNA of Pungitius pungitius (ninespine stickleback), 4297 nucleotides long. Its product is annotated as threonine synthase-like 1. Gene Ontology annotation, molecular function: pyridoxal phosphate binding. Gene Ontology annotation, cellular component: cytoplasm. The record is from RefSeq and is a predicted model, not a curated record. Gene Ontology annotation, biological process: amino acid metabolic process. The transcript has 3 exons. NCBI's taxonomy places the organism in Eukaryota, Metazoa, Chordata, Actinopteri, Perciformes, Gasterosteidae. Bases 136 to 2040 code for a protein of 634 amino acids.
CACAUUAUUUAAAAAAGAUAUAUAUAUGUAUAAUAUAAUAUGUGUGUAUUUUUUACAGUUUAUUUAAGCAAGGUAAAUCUGUUUUUGGCUUCUCGUCGAAGCCUCGUCCGUUUUGUCCCUCCGGGCUGGCCGUAGAUGCGCACAGCGGCUGUGAGCGUGUGUCACAGCGCGACGUGCCGAACUAAAACCAACCGAGCUGUGCUGAAACUUUCAAGUACCGGAAACGCUGCGUUACGCGUUGAGUGUGUUACGCGAAGUCAAAGUGACCGCAGUCGCACACCAUUGACGUCAUACACGGAGCAAAGCCAAGUCCCCUCAAUGGGUUUGCUGGACGCUCUGAGAGCUGCGACAUGUCGCCUGAGUCCGCUCUCGGCGCCCAGGUCGGGGCUCUCCACCAAGGCCUCACCACCGGGGGACCGGAACAUCCUGCUCAUGGGCGCUCCCGGCGCCGGGAAGACCACGGUGGGGAGGAUAGUGGCCCACAGGCUGGGACUGCCCGCCGUCGACGUGGACGACGACGUCUUGGAGGCGGCGUGGAAGAUGCCCGUGGCCGCCAAGCUGGCGGCGGUUGGCGGCGAGCGUUUCCUGGAGGAGGAAGGCCGGGCCCUGUGUAACUUCUCCGCCUCGGGGUGUGUCGUGUCCCUCACGGGCUCCAACCCUCUCCACGCCGCGGCCAUGCGUCGCCUCAAAGAGUCCGGCGUGGUGGUCUACCUGGACGUGGACGGCGAAGACGUCAUGCGGAGGCUCGCCGGGAUGAAGGUGAACAGAAUCGUGGGUCAGGAGGCCGGGGUGUCCAUGCGGGACAUCCUGCGCUACAGGAGGCAGUUUUAUGAGAAAUGGCUGGACGUGCGGGUGCUGUGCGGGGCGGGGGUCACGGCGGAGGAAGUGGCGGAGAAGGUGCUGAAGGCCGUCGCCAGGUACCGCGACCCCGCCGCGGAAACCUUCGCGUCGACCCGGAGCGACGGCGCGGCGCCGUCCGAUGGAAGGAAGCGCUUCAGCGACGUGGUGAUCGAGGGCCUGGCCGCGGACGGGGGCCUCUACGUCCCCAAAAGGGGCUUCCCCAAGAUGGACGCCAGCGAGUGGCGGAGGCUGGUCGACAUGUCGUACCCGGAGCGGGCGCUGGUGCUGCUGGAGCAGUGCAUACACCCGUCGGACGUCUCCGCCCCGGAGCUCAGGAAGAUGACCUUCGAGGCGUACGGGUCGAACUUCUCCAGCGAGGCCGUGGCGCCGGUCAAGCAUCUCGUCGGCAACCAGUACGUCCAGGAGCUUUUCCACGGCCCCACCGCCUCGUUCAAAGACCUCGCCUUGCAGCUGAUGCCCCGCCUCUUCGCCCACUGCCUCCCGCCGAUGUGCAACUACCUGGUCCUGGUGGCCACCUCCGGGGACACGGGGAGCGCGGUGCUCAGCGGCUUCGGCGCCGCCGCAGCGCUCAGGACCGCGGUGCUGGUGUUCUUCCCCGAGGAAGGCGUGAGCGAGACCCAGAAGCACCAGAUGACGAGCCGCGCGGAGGGCAACGCCAGGGCCGUUGGCGUGCUCGCCGACUUUGACUUCUGCCAGAGGAGCAUCAAGAGGAUGUUCGGCGAGUCGGGACUGACGGGGCACCUCGCCGCCGAGUACGGCACGGUCCUCAGCACCGCCAACUCCAUCAACUGGGCGCGGCUACUGCCGCAGGAUGCAGCGGGAGGUGGCGGCCGGCUGGUGCUCCGAGGCCGACUGCUUGGCCGCCAUGCGGGGCGUCCACGCGCAGACGGGCUACCUCAUGGACCCGCACACCGCCGCGGCCAAGGCGGUGGCCGACGGGCUGCAGGACGGCUCCUGCCCCGCGGUGCUCUGCGCCACCGCCCACUACGGGAAGUUCGCUCCCGCCGCCUUCCAGGCCCUGCGGCUCCGGGACGUCCCGGAGGAUCCCGCCGGGCAGCUGAGGCGCCUCGGGUCCACCGCGUCGGCGCCGGAGAUGCACGGGGGCCUGAUGCGAUGCCUGGAGGCGACGGGCCGCAGGCCGCACGCCGUCCGUCGGGCGGAUUACGGCGUGCUGGUUGAGGAGGUGGAGAGCAUGAUUCAGGACUCCUUCUUGAAAGUUGUGUAGGGUCACGUCCUCUUUCCGCCAAUGGACGUGUCACUUUCGAGCUAAUUCAAGAAUUAAUGGCACAAUAUUUCUGUAAAGGUGCAAUAUUUGAAGGAAUGAACAAAGGGUCAUAAAAUGUAUUGAAAACGUGUCAUUUUAAUCCGGCCUGCAGGAUUAAGAUAAAAAACAACAACCACACAUUAAACUGUAAUAGAGCUCUAAACUCGUUUUAAAGCUUAUUGAUUAUGCAACAUUUCCUUACAUCAUUAGCCAGAGCCCCGGCCCACUAGAUGGGGAUGUCUACCUCGGGGGCCACUGACGUGUGGAAACGCUUGUGGGGGGGGGGGGUAAUAAUUACCAGCCAAGUCUGAAGGUCAAAUAAUCGCGUAAAUAGCUUUGCCGAAUCAAUAUGUGCAGUCGGGGGGGAAAAUCCUCUCGGAGAUAAUUCCACGCCGGUGCGCCGCGGUGUGACCGGACGGAUUUGUGCCGCGUGAUGAUUGGCGUUUGAUGAUUGCAUAACAAACGCUUUGUUUAAAUCAAGCCUCUUUCUCAUUACUCAAACUCUCCCCCCGCUGACGUGGUGGUUAUGAGCGCUGCGCGCCGGGUCUCGCGGCGGCAUUAAAACGCAGCUAAUGAUCGCAGCUCACGGCCCACUAAUUGCCAUCGGGAAGCUGCAGCAUCUGGUCCACUCGUGGAAUCGGAGUCCACUGAAUCAUUAGCUACCCGACUGAAGGUAGAAGGGUGGUUAUUAUUUCAUUUAAAAAAAAAACACUUUUGAGCCACACCGCUUCCUCUCCUUCGUGAGCUUCUCGUCCACUAACGUUUAGGAACUUCUAUUCUUGAAUAAGACAGUAAAAGUUCUCCGCUGAGAGGAGCAGCUUGACCAUGUGGGGAGAUAAUGCUUUGCAAAAAAAGCCCUUUUUAUCCCAGGAAGUAUACAUUUUACAUUAUGCUCACAUUUUGAGGUUAAGCUCUUAUUUUCUGAGGAGGAACAGAAAUAUUUCCCUCAUUUUUCCAACAACACAUGCUAAGUUCCUUCAAAAUAAACUUCUGUUUGUUUAGAGAAAGAACCACAUUGCACUUGUUUGCCUGUCAGAAGACGCAUCCCAUAAUACCAAGCACAGUUGGCCUGACUGUGAUUUUCCACCAUCCACAAGAGGAGAGGCGACUCCCGUCGCCAUGGCGAUCGGUGGACUCCCCAGAAGCAGGUGCAGCCUCUGCAGCGGGGAGGAGGACGACCUUUCGUACGUCUCCAGGAUCACUCGUGACGGCAGUUGAUUUCCCCUCAUUUUGUAAAUCCGUGGCGUCUUUUAUUUUCCCGUUGGAGAGAACAACAACAACAACAACAACACGGCGAGCGACAAACAAACACAACACAGCAGCAUCUUUGUCUCGGAUGAUCGGGGACGAGGAUGUCAGUCUCUGUGGUUCCUCCUCCCGGAGUCGACAUCAAUCACAACUCCUCUCUUUCAAUCGGCUUCGACGUUUCCCCCCCCCCCCCCCCCCGAUCGCCCCUUUGACGCACUUGGGGCUCCAUUCUUCCUCGCUUUUCCUUUUUGCCGUGCGGGAACACACGCGUCACGUGACUCACACGCUGGAGGCCUCCGCGGCGCCGACGCGGUGCCGCGUCUCUCCUCGCCUGCGUGUCUCUGGUUUGCUUCGCUGGGAGCUUUUGGCCUUAUUAAUCAAGCUGCUUGGCAGGUGAGUGUGAGGAAAGAGUGUGUGUGUGUGUGUGUGUGUGUAAUGUGAAGGGAAAGCGAGAGCCAGCUGUUGCUCGGCACCCAGUGGCCCACGGCUGAGUGAGCACGGAUAAUUGCAGGUACCAGCUUGUUCCCAUCUCCUCGAUGUGGACCUGUGGCGUGAUGGGGAGGAGGAAGAGGAACGCGUCGGGGAGGAAGAGCCGCUGAAGCGCAUUGAUUUCGAGCUUCUGCUUCUUGGCGUCCUCCUCUUUGUUCGUGCUUUUUAUUAAGUGUUUGGCGUCACUUUGGUCUAUUCAAGGUCUCCCUGCGAAAGGUGAAAACAUGAAAUAUACUUUUAAAUCAUUUCUGCCAACUUUGAUUUAUCAAAAAAUAUAUAGUAUCACGUUUGUUGUCGUGGUUACAACAGGGUUUGCAGCCAGUUUAAUUUCUUCUCAUUCUCCACAGGUUGAAAGGACGGAACCGUUUUCUUUUAUGUAUUGUGGUACGUUUCAAAGUGAAGAUAUACUUUUGCCCAUAAUAAAAAAAAAAUAGA